AUGCAACAGCAGCAAGAAGAUAUGAUGAGGAACUCGCCAACGCAUGGGUCAUCGGGAGGGCAUUACCGUCAUUUCGACACCAUUUUGUCUCCCCUCGCCAAAACCGGCACCGGAGGAGCUUCCAACAGAUCCUACGCUUUCUUCUCCCUCUUCCUCUUCCUCCUCCUUGGCGCGUUCCUCUACACGCGCCUCCUCCUCGACCCCUCCGUUUUGAUCGAGAAAGAAACGGUGGCCGUGACUGAGAGACAAACGACGAAAUCCCCAAAUUACCCUCAGUCCACUAAGCUCAUUACGGAAAAGCCAAAAGAGUUCACGUUAAACUGCCCCACUUUCUCCGGCACCGGCAACGAGACUGUAACUUGCCCAAGAAACAACUUCCCGACGAGUUUCCGACCCGGCCCAGGAGAAAAUGACUCCGACCGUUCUCCAUCCGCCACGUGUCCCGACUAUUUCCGCUGGAUCCACGAGGAUCUACGGCCGUGGGAGAAGACAGGGAUCACGAGGGAAGCGUUGGAGCGCGCCAAUGCGACGGCGAAUUUCCGGCUGGCGAUCAUAAACGGGAGGAUCUACGUCGAGAAGCUCCGGGAGGCUUUUCAGACGAGAGACGUGUUCACGAUCUGGGGAUUCGUUCAGCUCCUAAGGAAAUAUCCGGGGAAGAUACCGGAUCUCGAGCUGAUGUUUGACUGCGUUGAUUGGCCGGUAGUGAAGGCGGCGGAAUUCUCCGGAGUUGAUCAGUCAACGCCGAUGCCGCCGCCGCUGUUCCGUUACUGUGGGAACAACGAAACGCUCGACAUUGUAUUCCCUGAUUGGUCCUAUUGGGGAUGGGCUGAGGUGAAUAUAAAGCCAUGGGAGAGUCUGUUGAAAGACCUCAGAGAAGGGAACCAGAGAAGCAAAUGGGUAGACAGAGAGCCUUAUGCGUACUGGAAAGGGAAUCCGACUGUCGCUGAGACGAGACUAGAUCUUAUGAAAUGUAAUCUCUCCGAGGAAUAUGAUUGGAAAGCUCGUUUGUACAAACAGGACUGGGUCCGGGAAUCGAAAGAAGGUUACAAGCAAUCAGACUUGGCGAGCCAAUGCCAUCACAGAUACAAGAUUUACAUAGAAGGGUCUGCUUGGUCGGUGAGUGAGAAGUACAUUCUGGCUUGUGACUCGGUGACUUUGCUGGUGAAACCUCAUUACUACGAUUUCUUCACACGAGGUAUGUUUCCUGGUCACCACUAUUGGCCCGUCAAGGAAGAUGACAAAUGCCGCUCCAUCAAAUUCGCCGUUGAUUGGGGCAACAUGCACAUGCGAAAGGCACAAGACAUUGGAAAGAAGGCGAGUGAGUUUGUGCAGCAAGAACUCAAAAUGGACUAUGUGUAUGAUUAUAUGUUCCAUCUCUUAACUCAAUACUCUAAACUCCUCCGGUUUAAACCCGAGAUUCCUAAGAACGCCACCGAGCUCUGCUCAGAGGCAAUGGCGUGUCCAAGGGAUGGAAAUGAGCGGAAAUUUAUGAUGGAAUCACUUGUGAAACGUCCUGCGGAGACUGGUCCUUGCGCUAUGCCACCACCGUAUGAUCCGGCGUCGUUUUUCUCGGUUUUGAAAAGGAGAGAGAGUACGGCUAGUAGAAUCGAACAGUGGGAGAGGAAGUACUGGAGGAAGCAGAACCAGACCGGUUCGUAA
Microthlaspi erraticum is the source of this 1659-nucleotide messenger RNA. Lineage: Eukaryota; Viridiplantae; Streptophyta; Magnoliopsida; Brassicales; Brassicaceae. The record is from the annotation of a GenBank genome assembly.